GCUGCACUGAGUCAUGUUGAUUUAGUCGCUUUGCAACUCUCCUGUCGAGUGCGCGUCCCUCAUCGAACUUGCUACGAGCUUGAAUGUUGUUGUGGUUGUUGUAGAACCCGCCGCCGUCUGUCCUCCUGCCGUGCGUUCUUCAUUCUUGCUUCUGUCUGCCGCGAAUGUCCGGUCCGCCCGCGAUCGCUACCACCGCCCUCGUCGUCGUCGUUGUCGUUCAAUAGGUCGCUGUCGUCAUCGAUCGUUGUCAUCUGGUGUGGCGGCUCUGUAGUUUGCGUUUUUGGGAUAUUCUAAAGUGUGUUGUGCAUUUGGCGUGGAUUUUUGGUGUGCUUUUAGGUCGAUUGCUCUAGUGGAAUAUUUUUCAAUUUGAACGGAAGAGUGUUUGUAUUUAGAUCCGGAAGGUCAUUAACAUACCUACACAUAAAGUGAUAGUGAUUCUACGUUGAACAAACAAUCAAACAGUGCGACCAGAUCGAAGCAGUUCAAUUCAACGACCGGAAAAUCGCAAAACCGUGCCCUACCGAGAAUUCCAGCAAGAUCGCCCCUCAUCGAUGCCGUACCGCAAGAACAUCCAGUUUUGAGAUCUUGUUUUCAUUCACCAAGUGAAAGAUCACCCACAUCUGCAGAUCUUCAUCACCUCGCACCCGAGGACCGUCUUUCCCACAGUAAGAGCACCCCACCCGUCGGCAAAGCUGAUCACGCCCAAACGGUCGAGGUGCGUGGUGAGCCUCGUGAUCUCCUCCCUCUCUCGCUCUCGCUCUCUCUCUUUCGUGCUGUAGUGCCAUAGAAAAGCCGUCAAAAUAGGUGCCAUGGGGAAAGACUACUACAAAACUUUGGGCAUACCCAAAGGGUCGACGGACGAGGACAUCAAGAAGGCCUACCGGAAGCUAGCACUCAAAUUCCACCCGGACAAAAACAAAAGUCCGGGCGCGGAGGAAAAAUUCAAAGAAGUGGCGGAAGCGUACGAGGUGCUAUCCGACAAGAAGAAGCGGGAACUGUACGAUAAGUACGGCGAAGACGGACUGAAAGGAAGGGCAUCCAAUGGCACGACAAAUUCGUCACAGAACUUCACAUAUGAAUUCCACGGUGAUCCGCGGGCAACUUUCGCACAGUUCUUCGGUUCCAGCAACCCGUUUGCGUCGUUUUUCGAUAUGCACAAUGACAGUAUGUUCAACGACAGUUUAUUCAAUGAUGAUGAAUUUUUCACAUCCUUUGGAGGACUGGGGAAUCGCCACGGGUUGGGAGGAGCGUUCAGAUCACACUCAUUCAACGUGCACUCACCGCUCAAGAAAGAAAAGGUGCAGGAUCCACCGAUCGAGCACGACCUGUACGUGACGCUGGAGGAGAUCUACCAUGGCUGUGUUAAGAAAAUGAAAAUUUCCCGGAGGGUACUGCAGCCGGACGGUACCUCCAAGAAGGAAGACAAAUACGUCAGUAUAUCGAUCAAACCGGGCUGGAAGUCCGGCACCAAGGUGACCUUCCAGAAGGAGGGCGACCAAUCGAAAGGGAAAAUACCUGCCGAUAUAGUGUUUAUAAUCCGUGACAAGCCGCACGUUUGGUUCCGGCGGGAAGGCAGCGACCUGCGGUACACGGCGAGGUUAACGUUAAAACAGGCGCUCUGCGGAGUGAUCUUCGAAGUGCCCACGAUGACGGGCGAGAAGCUACGCAUCAGUACAAAGCAAGAGAUCAUCAAACCGAACACGGUCAAACGGAUCCAGGGCUAUGGGCUGCCCUUCCCCAAGGAACCGACGCGCAAGGGCGACCUACUAGUGGCAUUUGAUAUCAAAUUCCCCGACAAACUGACGCCAUCGGAGAAGGAACUGCUGAACGAUAUGCUUCCGAAUUCCUAGAUCAUCCUAGACUUCAUGUAUGGAUCCUCGUUCACCUUCACGCGUAUUAACGUCCCAACUUCCGAAAUGUGUAAUUGUUUUCUGUUGGUCCCUGCCCUUUACCCCCCACCCGCGUUGGCACUUAACGUACUCAACUCAAUCAGUCGAUGGUUUUUAUUUGUACAUUUUUUUACAAUUGCCGUUUUACGUUAUUUAUCUUUAAUUUCAAGCGCAAAUACAGGUUGUAACAUGCCGCCGUCGCUGUUCCUUUGUAAAUACAUUAACACGAUCCAACACACUACUGCUGCAAUGCUCUCGACACUGACCACUUAUUUGUUAAUUUCAAUCGUCACAUGAUUUGACACGGCCGCAUUCAUUUCACACUAAACCCCCCCUCCCGUUACUAUCGCUCCAACUCCAUGUACGAUAAUGAAUUAUGAUAUUACAAUUCAAUCCUGUAGAGCAGAGCGAUACCGUCGCAUCCUCCCCCGCAAAGGUAUCCUUUUGAAUGUGUACGGCUGUAAGCUGUAUCCUCUCUCUCGCGCGAGCAUUCAAACACUCGGAAUAAAUUACCAAUUUAUAACAAAACUGAUGAUGAUGAUGAUGAUAAUAAUGAUUAUUAUUAUUUAAUUUAAACUCGCGUUAUCUGAUUCUUGGAAAUAUAUACUCUUCUAUACAAAACAACCGAA
Aedes albopictus (Asian tiger mosquito) is the source of this 2518-nucleotide messenger RNA. RefSeq names its product dnaJ protein homolog 1. Lineage: Eukaryota; Metazoa; Arthropoda; Insecta; Diptera; Culicidae. The record is from RefSeq and is a predicted model, not a curated record. Gene Ontology annotation, cellular component: cytosol. The transcript has 7 exons. The coding region runs from base 810 to 1850 and encodes 346 amino acids. Gene Ontology annotation, molecular function: protein-folding chaperone binding.